Messenger RNA from Bacidia gigantensis, 1092 nucleotides. RefSeq lists its product as uncharacterized. The record is from RefSeq and is a predicted model, not a curated record. The transcript has 2 exons. Bases 1 to 1092 code for a protein of 363 amino acids. Lineage: Eukaryota; Fungi; Ascomycota; Lecanoromycetes; Lecanorales; Ramalinaceae.
AUGGGCCAACCCAUUCACGUCUCUGCUCGGUAUCAUCCUCUACAUCCUCCUGAAUUGGAGUUACACCACCGCCGUCUUCCACCCCCUGGCUCUCCCAUAGACCAAGGCGGGUCAGCGGGCUACUCCUCACUUCCUACACACGAGCCCCGCCACAACGAGAGCCAGUCGUUGACCGUGAAAUCCACGGGUAUAUGGGUUUGGAAUGAGGCGCUCAAUGAUAGCCGAUACGGAGAAGAUUUGACGCCCAUCAAUUAUAUUCUACUCUGUGUGAUAUCUGGAAUUAUCGGCCUGGUCCUGACCGGCUUUACUGCGUGGCAUAUCAGCUUGGCAUACAGGGGCAUGACUACUAUUGAAUGCUUGGAACAGACUAGAUACUUGAGCCCAUUGCGGAAGACGAUGCGGAACCAGCGAUUUGGUCACGAGAACGGAAUGGGUGGACAAAAUUACGGGCAACAAUUGGCGGAGAUCCAUGCGAAUGCAGUGCCAGGGGUCACACGAGCGGAGGAAGGAGAGGUGAUGCUACCUAACGGACACUCAGAAGGUAUAAACGGGUCGGGCGCGUACAACUCGCUGCGAAAGCAUUAUGCUCAAAUGGAACAGUCAAGAGAAAGAGUUCGGUACGAAGACUAUCUUGAUGAGAAAGAGUCGGAAAACCUCCCAAGUGCCUUCAAUCUUGGCUGGAGAAGAAACAUGAAACAUCUAUUUGGUGAAAGGCCAUUGUUAUGGGCCUUGCCUAUCUGCAACACUACAGGAGACGGAUGGAAUUGGGAGCCUAGCCACAAGUGGCUCGAAGCCAGAGAAGCCGCCAAGAAGGAGAGAGAAGCUCAGCCCCGAGAUGAUCAGGCGUCCGAUGCUGAUCAGGAGGAGCUGGCUAGCCGAGGCAGGUGGCAUGAUCGAGUCACCUCUCAGCGACACUAUUUCAGCCCAGAUGGUAGCCCGUCGAGUCGUAUGUCAAUGCAGACGCUGAGAAGGAAAAGCAGCUUUGAGGAUCAGCCGCUGUAUGAUGAUGACAAUGAUGAUGAUAACAAGAGCUCGAGCGACCAUCCCAUCAGGUCGCAUUCGCCAGCGAAGAAUGUUCGGAAGCAGGAUUGA